AACACAUUUUCUAGACGUGGGUACCAAUGGAAAGGUCAAUGGGCCGGGUAGUGCAGUGCUUGCUGGUUGGUCUGGAAUUCUGUAGUUUACAUGAGUAAAUUGUGUCCAAAAUGAGAGGUUUUCUGCUUACAGUGGCCAGCUUUGGCCUAACAGCGUCUGUCGUCGGGCAUGCCUUCUUUCAGAAAAAGCAGUUUUACCCGUCCGUCGUGUAUCUCACGAAGUCAAACCCGAGUAUGGCUGUGAUCUACAUGCAAGCCUUUGUCAUGGUUGUCUUGAUGGGGAAACUUUUCAAGACGGUUUUCUUUGGUCAGCUCAGAGCAGCUGAAAUGGAGCAUCUGAUAGAGCGCUCCUGGUACGCAGUGACAGAGACCUGCCUUGCAUUCACCGUCUUCAGGGACGACUUCAGUCCCAGAUUUGUGGCAAUGUUCACAUUUCUGCUGUUUCUCAAAUGCUUCCAUUGGCUUGCGGAGGACAGAGUGGACUAUAUGGAGAGAAGUCCUGUCAUUUCGUGGUUGUUUCACCUCCGUGUUUUAGGUCUGCUAGCUGUACUUGGUGCAUUGGACAUGAUCUUUAUGAAUUAUGCCUAUCACAGCACUCUUACCAAGGGAGCAUCAGUGCAAUUGGUCUUUGGAUUUGAGUAUGCCGUUUUGUUUACCAUCAUUGUCAACAUCUCCUUCAAGUAUGUGCUUCACACCAUUGAUCUCCAGAGUGAGAAUCCGUGGGAGAGCAAAGCUGUCUACAUGCUGUACACUGACCUUAUCAUGAGUUUUGUGAAGGUGAUGCUGUACACUGUGUUCCUUGCCAUCAUGAUCAAAGUCCACACAUUCCCACUCUUUGCCAUUCGACCGAUGUACCUAGCAAUGAGAUCAUUCAAGAAAGCAGUGAAUGAUGUCAUCAUGUCAAGAAGAGCUAUCAGGAAUAUGAACACACUUUACCCUGAUGCCACUGCUGAGGACCUGGCUUCCUCAGAUAAUGUCUGCAUCAUCUGUCGUGAGGAGAUGGUGACGGGUUGUAAGAAGCUGCCCUGCAAUCACAUCUUCCACACCUCCUGCCUGCGCUCUUGGUUCCAGCGUCAGCAGACCUGCCCAACGUGCCGCAUGGACGUGCUCAGGACGCCGGCUGCGACGUUACGGGCACAGCAGAACCAACAGCAGCAGCAGCAACAGCAACAAGCACAGAUGCCUGGCAUGAUGCCUCCAUUUCCUGGCUACCCUUUCUGGAUGCCCCAGUUUCAUCCUGGGGCCCAGUUUCCCAACCAACAACAGCAGCAGCAACAGCAGCAAGCAGGCAGCCCAGCAGCAAGCCAGCAAGCAACCCAGGCACCGGGAGGUGCUGCGGCUGCAACAACCCCUGCCGCAGGCUCGCAACCUGGUGAUGCCAGUACCUCAGCAACCCAAGCAGCAGCUGGGUCAACUGAAGGGGUGGCUGCAGGUACCCCAGCUAGCCCCAUCACACCCUCAUCAGUACCUCCGUUCCCCUUCAUGAUGCCACCACCUCCAUUCUUCAUGCCACCUUUUGCCACUCCGCCCCCUAUGCCACCGCCAGACUUUGCUGGUUUGACUGAGGAGGAGUUGCGUGCCAUGGAAGGCACAGAACGCCAGCACCUUGAGGCCAGGAUUGAGUGCCUGCGUAGCAUCCACACGCUGCUCGAUGCCGCCAUGGUCCAGAUACAACAGUACAUGAGUGUCGUUGGGGAGCUCGGAAUCCCACCACCACCUCCUGCGACAAGUCUUUAUGGCUACACAUCCCCCGCAGCCUCGGGCCCCGCAACCUCGGGCCCCGCAACCAGCACAACUCUUGCUGCCUCUGUACCAGAUAGCACAACCACCACUGAUAGUGCUGAUUCAGGGGCCACCCCUAAAACUUCCCCUGGCACGGUGCCAACGCUAAGAAAAGACAAGGAUUCUUCAGCAGACCUGACAAGUCUGGAUGGAGCCGCUGGUUUCACGCCGCCCACUGAAGGGGAACUCAUUCCAGAAUAUGAGGAAGAUACUCCCGAAGAGGUGGACCACAGCGAGAUACGAAGGCGUCGGUUACAACGACUAGAGAGUGCGGGCUCAGAUAACCAGUAAACACUGCAAGAAUCAAACUGUUUCUCCUUGACUCAACCCUGUGCAUUGCAUAGCAGUUGGUCAUUUUGUGGGUACUUGGAGGCUCAGCACACAUCCAUGAGUGUUUCUGAAACCUAGGCUUCAUUUCCACCUUCGUCUUCUGGAGAUUUUUAGGUCCUGACUGGGGGGACCCUGGCUCAACAUAGGUCCAAGUUCUGCUUCAUAAACAUCGAGUCCUAAAAUAAGAGCCAGCGGACUUUAAAACACAAUUGAUUGAUUGAUUGAAUUAACCCAUUAGCCAGUGAGGAAGCCGAAGCCACAAGGUGAAGUCAAGGUUUGGAAAACAUCCCUAUAGCAAUAGUGACUUUUCACUGGUUCCCAAACUGUUUGAUAUUUGGUUACCCAUUCAGGAAUUGAUGUGACACCAAGGAAGUGUUGAGCCUGAGCGGUAUCCAUGCAUACAUCCACCACUACUGGGACCCAGUAAGCCGGUACGGUAUAUCAACUGCGCAUGCGCACAAUGACAUGGGUCACGGGUCGUUCAGGAUAAUCGCAUGCUCAUCAAAGGUGGGUGAACGCGUAAGGAGACGGUCGCACGACACUCGCGCGUUAAUUACGAGCAGAAUGGGAAUUCACUUAACACCGCGUAACAUUGCGUCAGCGAUUUUAUCCCAAAUGACCUUUGACCUGGACUACUUCAUCCAGAUACCAAACUGGCUUAUUGCAUGAAACAUGUAUGUGUGCUAAAGAUAUCGUUUCCAGUGUUUGCUACUGAAGAUACUGAAUUUUCCAUGUGUGUAAAUUUUCUUGAACCCUAACAAUUUUAAUUUUACUUUUGUCACAGCCGACGGGUCAGGGCUUAAUCUUAAAGGCAUAUAGGAUCAUUUGCAUUUAUCCCAAAUGUUACCUACCAAAUUUUUAUCGAAAAGCUUGUACUGGUACUAAAUACCCCGUGAAAUUAUUCCGCCUGGCUUGCUGUCAUUUAGAAGAAAUACAAAAAUCAGAGUGAUUUAUAACGUCAGCUCAUUAACUGUUUUGGGGGAUAAAAAGUGCUUUUAGACAAUAUCAUUUUUCAUUAUCAAAAAAGUGCGCAUGUUGUUUUUUUCACUGUUUUCUCAAAAAGUGUCAGCUCCACUAACCUGAAAGUUCAGCCAGUUAGGUUGUGAACAUCCUUCUUUGGAUUUUGAGUGGUGUUAUUGUUGGAAAUUCCCAAAUGCAUGAAAAGCAAAUGAUCCUUCAUGCCUUUAACUUCUAAACCAAAAAAUUGAGUAUUCAAAUCUCUUGUCCGGAUUUGAAGGGUAGUACUUGAUUUUUAUUGAAAUUUUAGUCAUGAGUUUUAAUUCUUUCCUUCCUUAGUUUAUUUUUUUGGCAUUCAAUUUGAUGUGGAGAAUCCCGCAGAGGGAAUUUAAAUAAACACCGUAAAGCCCGCCACUGAAUAUCCUUUCUGGGUUUACCAAUUUACCGGAUCAUCGGGCCAAUGGUCAACAGAUCAGAGUGUCGUGGGCUGAAAAAUCAGAACGAUCUGACCGUACACCGGGCGACCAGAUGGAGUCAAACAUGUUUGAUUUUUUCGCAUCUGAUUUCACCUAAUGUGAACAGUUCCUUAGUGCCUUAUCCAAACAGUGCAAAACAGGAUACGAACAAAAUUACACUAGCUGACAGUGGUGUACAGUUUAUUAUGAAGAGUAAAUUAUUUUGACAAAAACGGACUCAACAACAAAUUUGAAUGUUUGAGGGCAGUUCAUUGUCAGUGCAGCAGCAAGCACAUGUAAUAGGAAUUCGCAACAAUUAAACAUAAACUCCAGCAAAUAUUGCUGCAAAUGUUUUGUGACAUCAUAUGCUUUUCAGUACGAACAGGCCUUUUUUAAAUGAAGGCACAGAUUAAACUCUAACCUCCAUUACGUAUUAACUCUUUCGCUACGGAAUUUAAUUUACCGAUUUUUCCACGUUUGGACGUAAUGAACCGCUGGAAAUUCCGCCAUGUGUCGAUGUGGACGCCGCCAUCUUGAAAUGUCUCUCUGUAAACAAACUGCUCACAAUAACGUGCAGCAGAUUCCGGCGAGACGGAGAGCCGCUGGCAGCGGCUCAAACUAGGGUCAGAGGUUAUGCGAUAUAAAUUAUGUAGAUAAGGCACACAUCAUGGGGAUACCCCUGUUUAUUCACAGCGACGUCACCGAGCCGCUGCCAGCGGCUUGCCGUACGACAUGUAUAAUUUUUGUGUGCCACUGUCAGCGGCUCGCCGUAGCGAAAGAGUUAAAGAAUAAGAUAUUGGUCGACACAACCAAUUCUAAAAAUAUAGACUUGACAUAUUGCCAUUGUGAAAUCACACAGACAAGAAACACAA
Messenger RNA from Patiria miniata (bat star), 4395 nucleotides. RefSeq names its product E3 ubiquitin-protein ligase synoviolin B-like (gene syvn1). Gene Ontology annotation, cellular component: cytoplasm. The record is from RefSeq and is a predicted model, not a curated record. Lineage: Eukaryota; Metazoa; Echinodermata; Asteroidea; Valvatida; Asterinidae. The coding region runs from base 111 to 2072 and encodes 653 amino acids. The transcript is spliced from 14 exons.